Bactrocera dorsalis (oriental fruit fly) is the source of this 7566-nucleotide messenger RNA. RefSeq names its product synaptotagmin-4 (gene Syt4). Gene Ontology annotation, biological process: regulation of dopamine secretion; cellular response to calcium ion; calcium-ion regulated exocytosis. Gene Ontology annotation, cellular component: synapse; membrane; axon. NCBI's taxonomy places the organism in Eukaryota, Metazoa, Arthropoda, Insecta, Diptera, Tephritidae. Bases 1070 to 2566 code for a protein of 498 amino acids. Gene Ontology annotation, molecular function: phosphatidylserine binding; clathrin binding; SNARE binding. The record is from RefSeq and is a predicted model, not a curated record. The transcript is spliced from 4 exons.
AACUCGCAGCAGACGAAGACGACUACAAUCGGAAUAUCGACGCUAACGCGCGCUGUGCCAACACAUUUGCAAAGUGUUAAAAAUUCUGCUAUACGCAUUUUUUCGAUAAGCCUAAAAGUAUACUAGGAAUUUAGGAAAAGUGUAAACUGCAGUUUUUGAAGUGCGAACUACACUGUGUAAAACUAAAAGUUUUAACAAGUAUUACCUGCGCAAGCCGAACCUACGCGUAAUACGCAAAAAUAAUUAGACAGUGAAAUACGAAAUACGAAACACCAACACAAUUGAAGAGUACAGCACACAUAAUAUUAUAAAAUUCAAAACAAAAAGUAAAAGUAUUUUUAAUAAUAAGAGAGUAUUAAGGUAAAAUUUGAAAGUAUUUGUUUUCGAAAAAAAUCACCAACUUGGCUUACUCACUAAGUCAUUGAAAGAGUUGGCGAGGUGCAAGCGACGAAAGCGGCCUAUAGUAAAAAGUGUGAUUCAUACAAUCCUUGCUACCUGCAGGCAUCGCGUAACCGCAAUUGUCCGCGGCAAAACCCACCCUCACCAGUAACAACAAAACCAAUAACAAACAUCCUUACCACCACCAAGUACAAAGUACAAAGCAUAGAUUUCGAAGGAACACGCUAGAGCGUAUGGAACUCGUCUGGGAACAGCAGCUCAACAACACACCGUAGAUAAAUACGACAUCGACGACGACGAGGACGACAACUUCGGGAAUCGCGAAGACAAUUCUCUUCGAUUCAGCGAAUAGUAAUUACAGCUGCUUGUUUAUUCGUGUGAGCCAUAUUGGAAAAAUCGAUUACGUUUUUCGAAGUUUUCAAACGCAACGCGCAUUAACCCAAUCAAGCUCAGAUAAAACAAUAAAAUAGUUAUUUGUGAUUAGUAAAAGAAAUUACCUAAACGUUUGAUGCGUAGAUGUAGAUGCGCUUGGGAGUUUUCAUAGAUUUCGGUAAAAAAAAAAUUCAAUACGCGUUAUUCAACAACGUCAACAAGCUCGUGGUGAACACUCAGCACGACAACAACAAAUACAACUAAGAAUCGACGCAUUAACAGAUUUGUUGCAAUCAAGAUGGGCGACGAGUAUAGCCCAGAUGUCAGCUCCAUGGAGACAAUAAUUCCAGCGAUUUUGGGGUUUGCUGCCGCUGCAGCACUCUCAGCUGUGGUAUACAUUUGCGCAAAGCGAAUACGUGCACGCAACCGUAAGCAGAAUCAGCAUGACGCAUCAUUUCCCUUUCAGCCAACGCGGCGCCCAACUGCUGUGCGCUCGCCAAGCGGCCAACCACCACACUAUCUGAAAAAAUCUCCAUCACCGACCGGCACCAAACAAUUGGGCAUUUUGCAACCAAUGCAAGAUCAGACCACCUCCCCGAUUGCACCGCCGACUAUGAAAUAUGUGGAGGAAGAUGAGAUACAACCAACCCGACACAGUCGCCAGCUAAUGAACGGGGAACAGAAGCAUUCCCCUACCAUUGAGACACACGCCACCGUCGUUGGUCAGACCACGGGUGGUAAUGGCAACAAUAAUGGUCACAAUCACUAUCAUCACCAUCAUUUGAGUGCCAUGGAAGACACAGCCAAGGAAUUGACUAUCGAUCAGUAUGGAAAAUUAGGCACGAUUUACUUUAAGUUACGCUAUUUGGCCGAACGCAAUGCAUUGAUGGUCUCGAUUAUACGUUGCCGCGGCUUACCCUGUAAGAGUGGUGGUGGCGGUUCCGGUACCGGUAAUGGCGCUAGUGGUGAUGGUGGCAGUAACAGCAAUGGCAACAAAAACGGUUCCAACGGUUCUAAUGACUUACCGACAGGCUUGAAUGGACGUACUCAAACUGCCACCGAUCCGUAUGUAAAACUUCAACUGUUGCCCGACAAACAACAUAAGGUGAAGACUCGCGUUGUACGCAAUACACGCAAUCCAGUAUAUGAUGAGGAUUUCACAUUUUACGGUUUGAAUAUCAGCGAUCUACAGAACAUGUCGCUGCACUUCGUUAUACUCAGCUUCGAUCGUUAUUCGCGUGAUGAUGUCAUUGGCGAGGUAGUUUGUCCAUUAUCAUCCAUUGAAAUCGGAGACAUCUCCAAGGAGGCACUUUCCAUUAGCAAGGAAAUACAGCCACGCAGUUUAAAGAUUCGUGCUCAAGGACGUGGCGAGUUGUUGAUUUCACUGUGCUGGCAACCAGCUGCCGGUCGUUUGACUGUUGUCCUAUUGAAGGCCCGCAAUUUGCCCCGCAUGGACGUGACCGGUUUAGCUGAUCCAUACGUUAAGAUCUAUUUGUUGUAUAAUGGACAACGCAUUGCGAAGAAGAAGACUCACGUCAAGAAGCGCACACUGAGUCCAGUAUUUAAUGAAAGUUUCGCGUUCGACAUACCUGCUGCAGAGGGUAUCGGCGCCACACUCGACGGUGUUUCACUGGAGUUGAUGCUUUUGGACUGGGAUCGGGUUACCAAGAAUGAGGUAAUUGGUCGUUUGGAACUUGGCGGUCCAAACUCUGGUGGCACAGCGCUGAACCACUGGAAUGAAGUGUGUAAUUCACCACGAAGACAAAUUGCCGAAUGGCACAAGCUCAACGAGUAAGAUAACAACAACAAGUUACAGUAAAACAAUGAAAAGUGGAGGAAAAAUAGACGAAAACUAUUUUCGGCUUGAAAUGUAUUUCUGCUGUGGGCACAGAUUUUGUACUGAAAAUAUAAAACCUGCUAAAUUAUGUUAAAGUAAUGCAAAACCACUUACGCAUACAUACAUAUGUAUGUGUAAACAUACCACACACAAUACAGAUGUAAGCAAAUAUAUGUAUGUUUAUAUGCUAAACGCGUACAAAAGAGUUUGAACCAAAUGAAGUUCAUAAUUCCAAUUACUAAUGAAAGCGCAAGUUUGCAAAACUUAUAAAUCAACUUUCGAUUAUAAAAGUGCAACAGCAUGCUCACCUAUAACUGUAAUAUAAGCAUAAACCUGUACGUAUUAGCAACGCAGUUCCAAACAUGGAGAGAUAACAGAAACACACACACACAAUCAAAUGUUGAAUUUAUAAAAAAACUUACACUUACAUACUUUUAAAAGAAAUUGAUGAAGUGAAACGCAAUUAAAGUAGAAGUGUGUGGAUUUCUUAGCAAAGGAUUUCAAUUAGUAGAAAAUUUUUAUGUAAUUUUACGAUAAUAUUUAGAUGGAAGACAUUCUUUCUAGAUAACUGCGUGCUUUUUCUGUUUUUAAAAACUUUUGUUUCCGCGUUUUGCCCUUAAUUUAAGUUAAAAAUUACCACAAACGCUUUAAAGGCGUUUAAUUUUCAUACAAUAAUGUGCUUUGUAAGAAAAAUAAGAAAUUUUUUUUCUCUGCCUAAUUUAAAGCCUUUUGAAUGUUAAACAAGUAAGCUUUUCUUUAUAUAAAUAUUAUAUUUUUUUGGAAUUUUAAGAGUUUCGCAAAGAAAACACCAAAUUAUAUUCAAAAUAUGUAAAAUAUGUUUGUGUAAAAAAUAGUUGUAUGAAUAUUUAGCAGACUGUAAGAAAUUAUUUGUAAAAUAUAAUACUCAAUUACAUAUAUAAAUAUACAGAACGGAGGCGCGAAAUUGCUACGCAGUUGCGGUUAAAAAACAGUUUUUGCGCAUUUUCAACACAUACUAACUUUUUUUUUGAAAAACUUAAGUUUGUUUAACACAGCAAAAAUAUUCUCAACUAACAUUUUAGCAUAUUGAAAACUGUUUUAUGACUGUCUUGAUAAAACAAGUUACAACAGAUACUUGCUCAUACAAAAUAAGCGUAAUACUGUAAAACAAAAACAAAAAAAGGGAAAGUCAAAACCUGCACAAUAACUUUCCAUAAUAAUCUGUAGUCUUCUCAACCUAUAAACUACUGCAAGCCAAUGCCCAAUCAACGUAAAUACAGAAUUCUUUCAGAAAAACCCAGUCUAAUAAAUAAAUAUGUCUCGGCACUCAAUAUUUUUUCGAUUACACAUACAUACAUACGUAUAAGCCAAUGCCCAACACACGUAAAUACAGAAUUCUUUCGGAAAACCCCAGUCAAAUAAAUAUGUCUCGGCACUCAAUAUUUUUUCGAAUACACAUACAUACAUACGUACAAGCAUAUUUAAUACGCAACCGUUUUUAAAGUAGUUAAGCACACGCAUAUACAUAUAUGUAGAUAAGUACAUAAUACAUACAUACAUUCAAAUGUUGCAGAUUAGGUGGGAAAUGCAGCAUGCUUCAACUGGGAAACCACAAAUCUGAAACAUUAAAAAUACACAUACGCAUAUGUGUGGAGUAAUAAGCUUAAAGUGAAGCUUAAAGUGUAGUUUUAAUAGCUGUGAGUGUGCAAAACCGUAACAGAUACCGAACCGUCAGCAGUACAAUAAAUGCUAUAGAUGUUAAAUAAAAGAGAAAUAACUCAAAACAACCGUACGCAUGUACAUACAUACAUACAUAUGCACAUGUGUACUUGGUAGAUAUGUUUGUUUGUAAAACGCUGGAAUACGUAUGUAUAUUAGUUUGAUAUUACGACAUUUAAAAAAUAUACUCAACGCAUUGUUUGACCAGUUUAAAUAUAAAUAAUAAAAAAAUGAUAAAAUGAAAAGCGAUGAAAUAUAACAGUAUGUUAAAUGAAAUUGGCAAUUUCGUUAAAUUAGUAAAGAAAUCAUAAAUACUUCAACACAAUGCAAAUAAAGUAAAGCACGUGAAGCCAAAGGAAAUCGAAUGAAUUACUAUAUAAACUCAGCUAGUAAUAACUGUGCUUUGGCUCAUACAUAUAAUAUAUGUACAUAUUUAUGUCCUGUAAAUACAUACACACUCACAUGAAGCCACACGCGUAAUUAUUUUGCGAGCAAGUCAACAUAAAUUAGAAAACUAGAAAUAUAUACAUACAGAUACGUACUCGUAUAUUCCACAUGCAGUCACACCUAUGCUAAAAUACAUAAGUAUGCAUAAGUAUGUAUAUGUACUUGUAAAUAAAUGCCGCUCAAAAAAGUUUAAAGUCCAUAACUAUUACAUACAAACAUACAAACAUAUACUAUAUGUAAGUGCAAUCAGAAGCAUAUAGGCUAACGCAAAUGAAAAUUUCUCUAAACGCACCAUACAAAUAUCUGCGCUAAUACGCCACUAUAGCCUAAGUUAAUGCGCAUAAGUGCUCCGAUGCUUAAGAAUGACAGCAUUAACUUAAGUGAACUUCAGUUGCUUUAACAAAUUUCCGAUGAUACACAAUAUUUAGAUCAAAGACUCCAUCUGUAGCGACACCAUCAUAUUUUUCUGGGGGGUUUUUCCUUCUAACAUAUUGAUAAUAUUGAUGUUACUUCUUGAAUUCUUGUGAAUAUGAAUUGCAGCCUCUGAACCCCUCCUUACAAAAUUUCAUAAGGCUUUAGUUUAAGCCAUAAAUACAUAAACAAAGAGGGUUCAGCGUAUAUUAAAUUUUGCAGCAAGGUUUGUAUCACCCAAAAGAAACUUCGGGUUCCUUAUAAAGUAUAUUCUUAUAUACAUAUGUAUAUAUAUACUCGUAAAUAGUCAGCGUGGCGAUCUAAGUCGAUUUAGCCAUGACUGUGUGUGUGCGAAGUCGCGCAUUUGUCGGAACCGUCAAUAUCGGACAAGCAUAGCAUAUAUGCUGUACAAACUGAACGAUCAAGGCUUGAGCCUUUGUAUUUGUUGCCAUAUCUUCACGAAAACAUCGCCACAAUCUCCCAACGAAUUGUUCAGAUCGGUUCACCAGAGCAUACAGCUACCAUGUAAACUGAACUAUCCAACUCACGAUAAAGUUCUUUUUAUACUCCAUUAUGCCGUGAAGGAUAUUAUAGCUUCGGUGAGGCUGAAAUUAACGUUUGUUUUUGUUUUGAUAAUUUUUUAAUUGUUCAAUAAUAUUCAAUUUGAAAAAUCAAGAAACUUCCCAGCUUGUUUGUUUCAUGUUUUAUGGCAUACACCAUUUACACUAUUCACUUUAUGAAAGCUUUACUCACUCAUUUGCUGCACAUCCUAAAAGGUAAACAAAUAUACUUACAUGAUACUGGAGUAAAAGCCUUGAAAUGUGAAACCACAUACAUAUGUAUGUACAUAUAUGUAUGUUACUCAGAGGAAUAGAUUAGAAAAAUUUUGAUAUACUAUUCCACACACUUUUUAGUUAUGUACUGCGUUGGAAGUAACUUUGCAAAAUCCUUAAUGCCAAAACUUCAUUCCUCGUAGAUAUGUAUACGAUUGCUAACAUACAUAUCCUCCCUUAGAAUGCAAAAUAACGUAAACUUACUUUUCAUAAGUUUACAGGCGAAAGGAAAACGUUCUAAAAGAAAACACUCAUAUUGAAACAAUAUUUUGGUUUUCCGUCCCCAGAGAUAACCUACAUAUGCAUCGGUUAUCUCAGCUUGAAAUUUUACGAUAUUACAUACCCAUAUGUAUAUUAUGAUUUGGUGAAUCGUAAGCAAUACAAAAACAAAUUUCAAAAAUUACAGGACGAUACGUAUUUAUGUGUAUGUACAUAUGUACAUACAAGUAUAUAGAAAGUCAUGUAGUAAUUAAACAAAUUCUGUAUAUCUGUGACUUGAAACUAUUUGAAAUUUCAACGGAAGGUUAGAAGCUCAAUACGGUUCGGAGCUUAAUUCUGCAAAUACCGUUUUCAGAGAUGACUGCUUUGGACUAGAAGUUCUUUGCUAUUCCAAGUACAGUUUUGAAGAUACUGAUACUUCAAUGAUGAAUGUUUUGCAUAAGAUAGUCUUUCCGAUUCAAGGCUUAACUCUUCAAAUACUGCUAUUUCAAGCUUCGCUGGCUUAAAUGUUCUUCACGAUUUAAGGCCUAGUUUAGAAAGUUCAAAUGCGCUUGUUGGAAAUAUGCUUAAGAAAAGGUGUAACAAAUUGCAUUAGAAGUUGUAUCUUUUUUUUUAAAUAACCGAAAGCAACCAACAAUAUGAAGCCGAAAGCCGCAAAAACAAAAUUGACAAAGAAACACUUCAAUAAAUAAAUAUUUCGUAAAAGAAAGUGAAACUAAAAAAAAAACAAUACAAAUACUGAUAUAUAGAGCACUCAUAGUUGUCUUUCUCUCAAAUACUCUGUUAGAUGUAAAUUAUAGUAAAAUAUUUACAUGGUUUAAGUAUGUAUGUAAAAACCAUAAACACAUAUGUACUUCAUAUGUACGCAUACAUACAUAUAUACAUAAGAAAUAAUAAUACAGUAAAAUCUUUGCGUACAGCCGCAGACUACAUAUGAACGGAUGUAUUUAAUAAGGAUAGAAAAUUAUUAUUAUAUAUAUAUACUUAUAUAUACUAAAUAUAUUUAAGCAACCCGGAGCUACAUACAGAAAUAAUGUAAGAAAUAUGUAAAUCAAACAGACGCAUUCAUGAGUUAAUUGAAAAGUGAACACCCUGUAUGUGUCUUAAUUUAAGAAUAUUUACUUGUGUUUACAUGCUUGCCACUGCAUAAAUGCAUGAAAAUCUAUGUACACACACACACACCCACACCCAUACACAGAUGCAAUGUAUGAACAUUACAAAAAGUGAAUUUAAAGUAAAAAGAUUGAUGCAUUAACUAAAAGCGAGUAGCUGCAAAAAUGGAAACAAAACACACAUACAUAAACAUAUUAUAUAAAUGAGUAAAUAAUAUAAUAAACUUAACAAAAACAA